This is a messenger RNA of Acanthopagrus latus (yellowfin seabream), 1552 nucleotides long. RefSeq lists its product as uncharacterized. The transcript is spliced from 7 exons. The record is from RefSeq and is a predicted model, not a curated record. NCBI's taxonomy places the organism in Eukaryota, Metazoa, Chordata, Actinopteri, Spariformes, Sparidae. Bases 146 to 958 code for a protein of 270 amino acids.
CUGUUUCCAUGGUGACGCGGUGACUCGGUAGCACUGGCCGCGGCGAGCUGCAGCGUAGCACUGCUGCUCUGAGGAUGACUAGUUUGUACGAGUCCUCCGUUUUAAUAACCGGCCGUCGCACAUCUGACCUAUAAUUAGUUUCCUUAUGUUAAAACGGUCAUUGUAUGGCAGCUCCAACAUGAUGACUUUCCAGGUGAAUGCAUCGCUACCAACCGCAAAGGCUUUGAUAUCAGAGGGAAGCUCAAAUUGCAGCCAGCGCGGCCCUGACGCGGCUGCAUAUCCAACAUACAGGAACUUCAGGAUGGGGGCAGGUGGAGGACAAGCAGCGUUCAGACAAAAUGAUCAUAUGAGGAGGAAAUUCCCCGCGAUACAACCCUUUAGCAAGCCCAGGGACUGGAAAGACUUGGUUAGCGGCAUCGUAGUUGGAGGGUCACCUAUUUUAGCCAAAGAUGACAACCUGGAGUCACAGAACAACCUGGAGAGGGACAUGUGUGGGAGACACAUUGUGUUUGACAGGAAAUGUUUUGAGAGGACCAGGACUGUGAUUCCUCCUCUGCCAAGAGACUACCAUGUGCACAGACCUGGCAGCCUGCAUCCUCUCAGCCUCUCCAAGCAGCUUUCCCACAGCCAUGCUGGGCGGCCCUUCACCCUGGGCUACCCUGAAAGAUACGAACUGAAUACAAGUCCAGCGAUCCUCGUUCCCUCCGGUUUAGUCCUCAACGGCAGAAACACGUUAUCAGUGGAGAACUGCAAGCUCAGCAGGCCGAAGGUGAAUUAUCCGACCUACAAACUUCUGACUGUUAAAGACAAUCAACAGAGCCAGUCCUAUCCGGACCCGAUGCUCGGAGCCCCUCGCACCUAUAUCCACAGGAUAUCUGAGCUGUCCUCUUUGGAGAGUGAGACGGUGAGGCAAGAGAAGCUCAAGAAAAUGCGGAAAACUCGAAAACCUCCAUCCUGACAAUCACCCUCUUCCCUGUCACCCCGGUUAAGAAUCAAAACCCUUGAGUCCGUGCCAACGACGUCUGAGCAAAACAAAACAUCCUGGGCACCGUGUUCAUUUCAGUGGCUUGCUCUUACUGCUUGUUUCUCCUCAGUGAUAUUAGUUUCCUGCUUGACAUGGCUGAUCUUCACAUUUUGGGAUUCCUGACCUGAGCUCCUCUCCUUUAGUCAUUACAUGUAGUAUUUUACUGUGGUAAGUUGCAACAACAAUAAAUGCUGAUGAUGAAUAUUAUUCAAAACUUUCUAUCCUGACUCACAGCUGCCGGUAGUUUUCCACUCCACAUCUGCAUGAACAGAUAGUUAUUUUACCUCUCCAAUGGCUUGUGAUGGCUGUUAUGUAACACUGCCAUAUUAAUCACUACAACGUCCAUAUGUUACAGAUGCUGUCAAGCUCAGAUCUCAUUACAAAAGUGUUUCAAAUCGUUAUAUUCUCAUCAAGCUUUGUUAAGUAAGUUAAAUAUCUAUGUAUAUAUUAAAUAGUUUAGCAAAACCAUUAUUGUGCCUUGUAAAACGUCUUCCUGAAAUAAAAUAAAUUUAUUUUUGUUAUUGUUAA